Molecule: messenger RNA, 2527 nt
Organism: Polychytrium aggregatum
Lineage: Eukaryota; Fungi; Chytridiomycota; Chytridiomycetes; Polychytriales
Product: glycosyl transferase family group 2-domain-containing protein
Exons: 3
Coding region: 264-2132 (622 amino acids)
Source: RefSeq, a predicted model, not a curated record
CAUUGCCGUUUGUGUCGCCCUUGAAUUGCCGUUGCCAUCCAAUUGCAUUCCCGUUGUCAUGCCGCCGAAAAAACCCGCUCCCGGCCCCAUUUGCCCAGCCGCCGCUCUCUCGUCGCUGGGGCUUGCGGGUGUUGUACAUCUGGGUUGCUGCCGGCCUUUCCUUUCCACGCCGCUCAGACCACAUCGUCUCCGGUCCUGUCCCUCUGGCCACCCACUCGCUCUUUCUUGGCCCGACCUUCCGCCGCCUGCACCUGCUCUCGACCAUGUUCAAGCCAAGACGGUUCUCCACGCUCCUUCCCUGGUCUCAGAUUUGGCAGCGGCUGCCGGCCCUGUGGCUGUUCGCCACCCUGCUGGUGUCUGUCCUUGGGCCCUUCUACACCCCGACGGUUUUCGCCGCCCUCUACCUGCUCCUCAGCUGCGUCUUUACCGCAUACACCUUCCGGGUCACCUGGGGUGUCUAUGCUGUCUAUCGCGGCUGCCGAGCUCACUCCGAGAUUGACUGGUACAAGAAGUAUCUCGAGGCUCUGGCCUCCAGCGACCCCGAGACUCCCUUCGCCGAGCAUGUGUACCAUCUCAUCAUCAUCCCCAACUACAAGGAAGAGAUGGAGACCUUGGCCGAAACCCUUGGCGUCUUGGCGAGCCAUCCUAUCGCCCGCGAACACUACAAGAUCUGCCUCGCCAUGGAAGAGACCGAGGCGGGCUGCGUCACAAAGGCCGAGAUCCUCAAGUCGCAAUUCUCGGCCUCGUUCCAGGACAUUCGCCACACCGUCCAUCCCAAAGGCAUCGUCGGCGAGUCCCGCGGCAAGUCCAGCAACGUCUCGUGGGCGGCCCGUGAGAUGUCGCAGUACCUCCAGGGCGAAAACAACAUCGUCGUCACCGUCAUGGACGCCGACACCUGCUUUGCCCAGGACUAUUUCACCUUCAUCAUGCAGCGCUUUGCCGCUGCCUCUCGCGACACCCAGCCCUGCAUGAUGUUUGCCCCAUGCAUCGUCUUUGAUCGCAACUCCAACGAGAUCCCGGCCGUCGUCCGCACCGGCGACAACAUCUGGGCCAUGUCGGUCAUGUCCAAUAUGUAUUCCGGCUCGUCCGUCACCAUUCCGUGCUCGGCGUACUCGCUCUCGCUCGACCUCGUCCGGCACGUCGAGUUCUGGGACGUUGGCCCCGAGGGUAUCGGCGAGGACAUGCACAUGUACCUCAAGUGCUUUUUCCUGACCGAGGGUCGUGUCCAUGUCGAGCCCGUCUACUCUCCCGCCUCGCAGUGCAACGUUCAAGACUCUAGCACCCUCGCCACCAUCCGUGCACGAUACACCCAGGCCUCUCGCCAUAUGUGGGGCGCCCUCGAUACCGGCUACACCCUCAACCAUGCUUGUCAUGCCCUCUUUGAGCCGCAGCAUGCCCUGAGGUCCCUCAAGGGCGACCACUUCCUGCACUCGGGCGAGAUCCAGGUCCCGCUGCCCAAGCUCUUCCAUCUGGUCCACCGCGUCGUCGAGGCCCACGUCCUACUCUACCACACCAUGCUCAUCACCUUCAUCACCUCCCUCACCAUCCCGAACGGACCCUCAAGCAUCGGCGCCGUGAUCAUGCCGCUGCUCACCAGCCAAGAGUCGCUCCACCCGUACGUCGAGCUGGCCGUUUUCGUCGGUGGCUACAUGCGGUUCUUUUGCGCCAUCCCGUUCCUCUGCCAACUCUUUUACUACGAGCGGUACCAUCGAUGGGUCGGAUUUGAGCGCUGGAAGCAGGACGGGCUCCUGCCAGUGUCGCGCCUCGGUCGCCGCACCCAGCUGUCGGCCGAGCGCUCGCUCUGGUAUGCCCUGGACUGGCUGACCCUGCCCGUUGUCGGCGCCCUGUUUGCCGUCUUGCCGACGAUGCGUGCGCAGAUCUGCCAUCUGUGGACCAACAACCUCGACUAUGUCGUUGCUGGAAAGCCCACCGUUGCUCCGCUCAAGCCCGAGGAAAUCCCCAUGAUCAGCGCCAGUGCUCCGAUCGUGUCGAUCUCGGGUGCGCGUGCAGAAAGCACCGACGGCAGCGACGACGACUACGACGACGAUAAUGACGAUGACGACAAGGCCUCGACUCGCACCAUGGUCGAUUCGGCCUUUUCCGAAAUCUCGGACGAGCCCUCGUCGCCAUAGCCAACAGUGCAUUCCUCUGUGUGCGAAUCUGAUAGAUAGAUCCAGACUACCAUCACAGCCAUCGCGACAACCAUUGCGACAGCCAUCGCCGACUCAAUGGCCAUAACCACUAUCGCCGCCAACGGCACAACCAUGCCACCACGAGUCUCUGUCUUUGCCUCCCGUGUAUGAUACAAACGAGUGCCUUCUUGCGGCGGCGGUGUUCUCGCGUGUUGCGCAUCCUCUCGUUCCCAUAUCCCCGUCUCUUCUCUUCUCUCAUCACAUCCUCCCCAGCGGUUACAAAAACAAAUCGGGGGGAGAGAGAGGAAGUCUGUGCAUUUUUCAUGGCCGGUGGCUAUUCUUGUUGUCUAAGCUGUAUUUUCUGGAUUCUGAAUACACAUAUUGCCUUUCGUUCC